This is a messenger RNA of Brassica napus (rape), 1779 nucleotides long. Its product is annotated as glutathione S-transferase U3. Gene Ontology annotation, molecular function: glutathione transferase activity. Lineage: Eukaryota; Viridiplantae; Streptophyta; Magnoliopsida; Brassicales; Brassicaceae. The transcript has 2 exons. Bases 915 to 1601 code for a protein of 228 amino acids. The record is from RefSeq and is a predicted model, not a curated record. Gene Ontology annotation, cellular component: cytoplasm. Gene Ontology annotation, biological process: glutathione metabolic process.
UAAGCUCUGAAUAGUGAUUGCAGUUUGAGCAUUGCGAGACAAGCGGUUCAACUGCAGUGUGGUUCUAACAAUUAUAAAAAUAUAUAGAUAUAUAGUAUAUGUAGAGAUUUUUGUUACUGUUAACUGCGGGGCGGUGGGACGGAACGGGACAAUGAUCACCAUUCAAAGCCUUAAUUGAUGGUAUAAAUAGUAUUAAAUCAGUUAUUAAAUUAUGUCACAUAUCAAUUUUCGUGAUAAUUGAACCUAUAUCUAAAUCUUGACAAUGCUUUUGGAAAUUUAUCACAAUAUGAUUUUAGUACAUAAAAAAAAGAGGAAUAUAAAGUUUUGAAAUAAGAUUAAUCAACACAAGAAAUAUAAAAUAAAUAAAGUAAAAUAUCCUUUAUAUAUGGUUUGGAUUAAAUAUAUUUUCUAUAGAUUGAACGAAUCACUUAGCAUUAUGUAUUCUUUAGCUUAGAUGAAUCUUUUAUAACAUCACAUGUAUUCUAAGUUACUCGAAUUUUUAACACAACUUUUUACUUAAGCUUUGAAUCUUCGACCAGUCUUAAAAAAUAUUUGAGCAUUUGUUAAUGAAGUUUAACCAAUCGAUAAUGAAAAUAGAAGCACCUUCCGACCUUCUACAUGCUCAUAGACAAUUCUUUGCUGGUAGAAGAAUAACUUCUUUUUUUUUUUUUUUUUUGAACACCAUCUCGUAGAAGAAUAACUAUGGAUUCGAAUUACAAUGAUCUGGAUUCGGGUCUAUGGGUUUGUGAUCAAUAUCAAAACUUUGUAUCCAUGAAUUGCUUCCAAGUGUUCAAAACAAACUUUUAUUUUUCUUCUUAUUCACAAUCAAGCAUCGUUUCCUUGAUAGUAUAAAUAGUCAAAGAAGAACAGAGGAGGUUACAUAGGGAAAAAAGAAAGCGAGAAGGAGAGAUUCAAUGGCAGAGAAAGAAGAGGAUGUGUUGCUUAUAGGGUCUUGGGCAAGCCCUUUUAGUCGCCGGGUGGAGAUGGCUCUCAAACUCAAAGGUGUUCCUUACGAUUACUCAGACGAAGAUUACUUGGUCACCAAGAGCCCUUUGCUUCUCCAGCUAAAUCCUAUUUACAAGAAGGUUCCAGUUUUUGUCCACAAAGGUAAAGUAUUGCUCGAGUCACAUCUAAUCCUUGAAUACAUCGACCAAACAUGGACAAGGAAUCCAAUUCUACCUCAAGAUCCAUACGGCAAAGCAAUGGCUCGAUUCUGGGCCAAAUUCGUUGAUGAACAGGUCACAUUAAUAGGCUUUAGGUCUCUAGUAAAAUCAGAGGAAAUUGAUGUUGCGAUCAAAGAGGCUCAGGAACUUAUAACAUAUCUUGAGAAGGAAAUCACCGGGAAAAUGUUCUUCGGCGGGGAGACAAUAGGAUUCUUGGACAUGGUCGUGGGAAGUAUGAUCCCGUUUUGUCUGGUUCGGGGUUGGGAAGGUAUGGGAAUUGAUAUGAUUCCAAACGAGCAGUUUCCAGAACUAAACAGAUGGAUAGAAAAAAUUAAAGAAAUUGAGAUCGUGAGGGAAUGUAUUCCUAAUAGGGAGAAAAAUAUUGAGCACAUGAUGAAAAUUGUAGGGCGUAUAAAAGCUGCUUCGAAGACGGCAUGACGCUACGCUUUGAUCCGGAGUUAUUUUUACUGUAUUUUGUAUUUGUUUUGUUGUUUUAAAGUUGUAUGAUUGGUUUGAAAGAUAAAGAUGAGUGCUAAAAUGCAUCCCCACUGUGGUCGUAGAAACGAUUUGUAUCAAUGUCUUGAUGUUGUUUUACAGAGCUUUAUUGAUUUGGUAA